Molecule: messenger RNA, 1044 nt
Organism: Aspergillus oryzae RIB40
Lineage: Eukaryota; Fungi; Ascomycota; Eurotiomycetes; Eurotiales; Aspergillaceae
Product: ketopantoate reductase family protein
Exons: 1
Coding region: 1-1044 (347 amino acids)
Biological process (GO): pantothenate biosynthetic process
Cellular component (GO): cytoplasm; mitochondrion
Molecular function (GO): NADP binding; 2-dehydropantoate 2-reductase activity
Source: RefSeq, a predicted model, not a curated record
AUGGCGAGCUCAUCCUCCAUCUAUAUCUUAGGGAUUGGAAGUAUUGGAUGUUUUGUCGCCCACUCUCUUCGCUCUCUGCCUGAUAUCCCCCCCAUCACACUCCUUCUUCAUCGACAAUCCCUGCGUCGGGAAUUUGUCUCCACGGGACAGAAAAUCGGGCUACAGGUCGGGGAGGAUGGAGACGUAGAUGAACAAUCCGGUUUCAAUGUUGAGGUACUGGGGGUCGAUUCCACACCCACAUCGCCGAUUCGUUACCUUAUUGUCACCGUCAAAGCCUCAAUGACAGUAGACGCUAUCAGACCUGUCAAAGAAAGGCUCGGCCGAGAUUCCGUUAUCUGUCUAUUCCAGAAUGGCUUGGGCCAAGUGGAAGAAUUGAAUCAGCAACUUUUUCCCGACCCAGCCACACGACCAACGUACAUGUUCGGGAUUGUUCGACACGGCGUCUAUUUAAAAUCGGCUUUUCAAGCGGUAUUGGCUGGUCGCAUUGGCUGUGUCUCUGUGGGCUUUGUGGACGCAGAUGGCUUGGCCACAUCGCAACCGAGAAAUCGUUUCCUUGUGGAUACACUGCUUCAAUCGGCAACGCUCAACUGUGAGGAACUGGAUUGGACAUCUCUUUUCCGGGAUCAACUGCUCAAGCUGGCAGCAAAUUGCGUCCUCAAUCCUCUCACAGCGCUACUGGAUGUCCGAAACGGCCUGAUCGCGGAUAUGGUCCAGGUCAAACCAUUAAUAACCCGUCUCCUAGAGGAGAUUUCAACGGUAUUUGGUCGGCUGCCAGAGAUCCACCAUCUUUCUAACCAUGAUCCCUCAUGGUUCUCCCCCGCGUCCUUGGAGGCCGUCGUGAUGGACACAAUCAGAAAGACAGCGGGGAACUCCAGCAGCAUGCGCGAGGAUAUCCGUAAAGGGAGACCCACAGAAAUCGAGUUUAUCAAUGGCUGGAUAAUCAAGCGUGGGAGGGAACUGGGGGUGGAAUGUGUGGCCAAUCUAUCUUUAAUCGAACUGAUCCUAGCUAGGAGUAGUAUAUCCGAUCAACAAGCUACAACCUAG